Gadus morhua (Atlantic cod) is the source of this 5865-nucleotide messenger RNA. RefSeq lists its product as uncharacterized. The coding region runs from base 973 to 4740 and encodes 1255 amino acids. The transcript has 9 exons. Gene Ontology annotation, biological process: centrosome cycle; regulation of cellular localization; establishment or maintenance of cell polarity. Gene Ontology annotation, cellular component: nucleus; apical plasma membrane; cell cortex. NCBI's taxonomy places the organism in Eukaryota, Metazoa, Chordata, Actinopteri, Gadiformes, Gadidae. Gene Ontology annotation, molecular function: protein binding. The record is from RefSeq and is a predicted model, not a curated record.
AGUUCAGCACAGAUCCUCGGCCAGUAGGAGAAUUUAAUUAAAGCAAGCACUUUUUUCGCAUUUUCAUUUUUGCCUAAUCCCUCUGGUUUCUGAAGGGAUUACGGACCAAUCAUGUUGGAGAGCUCGUCGAGUCGCUUGGCUCGAAUUUGACUCGUAGCAGUGCGCUCAUGUUUCAUAAACAAAAACACACUGGGGAUGCAGCGUGUUUUGUGACUUCUCUUUCCAGGGGAGGGGGAAACGUCACCCCGGUGUCGUGCACAUCUUCUCGGAUUAGCGCUCUGAGGAUGCUUUGCAGCAAUCUGCUGAUAACUCAAUAACUUUUCAUUUUCAGACCGAUAAUUUUGUCUCAAAGAAGGAUUUUGUAUGCAUUCCUAGUCCAGGUAGGCUACGUCGACUCAAUGUGUUUUGUUAUUAUUUUGCAUCUCGUUUACACGUGAUUUUGACCACGUUCUCUCCGUUGUUUGUUGUCAUUGUGUAGUGAAAUGUGCGUCUCUUUCACUUUAAUGAUAUGCGUUGUAAGGAUUUAAAUCAAAUAAAUCAUAGGCAGGCUUUUUACCCUCGCUAUUUAAACGCUUUAUCUGAAAUCCUCAUUGAUUACAGUUAUUAUUUAAACAAUUGUUGAUUGUGAUUCAAUAAUGAAUCAUUAUCGAGGUCUUUUGCAGGUACUAUCCUAGUCUUUAACGCAUACGUUUAUUAAUCAAGCAACACAACAUGUUGUCAUAUCUAUUUCCCAGUCGCACAUUUCUCUGGUUCAGUUGCAUGCAAGAAGAAGCUCAAGCCAGAGGAUUAUCCUAUGCGUUCUAGAGUAAUGAUUGGAUGAGGCAACGUGACUCAGUCCACUUUGGAAAUGCCCUCGAUUGCUCUACCUACGGAGAGAGACUAUGCCUGUCGUCAACUGAGUCCGCUGAGUGACAUUCAAUCAUUGAUUUCGAAUCAAUCGAGUGUAUUUAUUUUUCUUUGCUCGAUCAGCCAAUGGAGAAAGAAGAGUUGGUGGAUAAGAUUCAAAACCAAUCUGUUCCUAUUAUUUUCCCUCCACCACAUGGCAUCAACAAGAACUGGAGCUUUCUUUCCGCUCCCUCGCUAGAGCCGUUCCCGUCGUUCCCGCCACCACCUCUCUCUUUCAGCUCUGCUUGCACUUCCCUUCCCACCACUUCUGCUGCGCACGUGCUGCAGACCAAGGUGAAAACAGUCACGCAGCGGAAGCAGCGAGGGCGGGAGAAGUUUCGAGAGCCGACGAACACAGAUGUCCAGGCAAAGCAGGACCAAACUGGACAGCUCCAAUGGCAAGUCUCACUCAAACCCGGGGUCCCGGCCAAGGGGGCGGAGUUAUCCGGGCCUUGGUCCGUGUCCGGCUCCGGGAUGCUGGACUUCCUCAGCGGUGUUGACAGCAAGCGGGACGCAGUGCCGGAGGGGCAAGGGGUGCGGGUCAGGCUAGAGAUCCACAGCCCCCCUGCCGGGGCCCAACGGAGGCUUUCGGUGGGCUCCCAGCCGGGAGUCAUGGGGAAAGUGGCGGAGACAGAGAGAAGCGAAGCCCCCCCAGUUCUGCCACGGGGGCUCGGCGAGGGGGCCAGUCUGGAGAGUCUCCUGUCUGACAACAGGCCCAGAAGUAGAAAGCACGAGCCCCUCACACCUCCUCCCCUCCCAGUGCUGUCCGUUUCCCCUUCCUCGUCCUGCGCCUCCCCAGCCACCCUAAACGCCCCCUCUUCCUCUUCCUCUUCCUCCUCGACGCCACCGCCGCCGGCCCCCUCCUCUUCCUCCCCCAGGCACUGGGCCCCCCCCAAGGGCUUCUGGAGGGUGGUCCGCCCCGAGACGUUGCUUCUGAACGGGCUUGGCACUCACGACUCCCCCGCCGCCCUCGGCGCACCUUCCAGGGACCCCGGCCAGAAAACGGAAGCGACGGGGGGUCCGACGACGGGGGGUCCGACGUCGGGGGCGGAGCCUCAGAGGAGGUCCAAGCCGGCCGGGGGGGAGGCGGCGUGCCACGGGAGGGGUGUGGCGGUGGCGGCGGCGGCGUCGGACAGCGACGCGGACCCCUUGAAGUUCAAACACUCGGACAGCCUGGAGUGCUACUGGGACCAGUUGGAGCAGAAGCAGGUGGUCGCGGGGGGCCGUGUGAGGACCAGCAGCCUGGACAGCGUCUCGUCGCUGUCGUCGUCGUCGCAGAGCGAGGCCAAGCCCCGGGCCGGCGGGAGGUCAAAGGUCAGACGGCGGCGGAGCAGCAGGGAGGAGAGAGAGCAGGGCGGGCGAGAGAGUGGUGGACACUCAGAGGCAGAGGGCAAAGGCGCGUAUGAGUCCUUGGAAAACGAUUCUGAUUCCACAGCUCUCACCCAGGAUAUCGAGCCCAACUCGAGCCUGCUCUUCAUGCUCCCUGAUGAUCUUCCCCUGAGCCCGAGGCAUGAGCAGGCCAAGGUUCUCCUGGAGAGAGCCCGUCUGAAGGCGCGCUGUAACCACACCAAGGGUGAUCGACCCCCCAGGAGGGCCCACUCCGAUCAGAGAGGCAGCGCGAAGCAGCUAGAACUCCCAGCCAAUCCACCAACUCAGAAGCCGCAGCGACAACAACAGCCACAGCAGCAGCAGCAGCAGCGAGUCAUCCAAGCCAGAGAGGAGGCGCCCUCCACGCCGCCCGCACCGGUCUCGCUCCUCAUCCAGGAGGAGCCCCAGGUCUCCUGCCUGGCCGAGCAAGGGGCCCGCCCCCGACGCAACGGCUCCUCCCCCACGCGGGUGCGCUUCGAGGACGAGUCCCAGAGGGACGCCCAGUCCCGCUACCUGGACCGCGUGCGGGAGCGCGGCCGCUCGGGCAACCACAGGUCGAAGGCGGGCAAGGCGGCGGCAAACAGCGCCGAUUCCGCCGGGAGCAGCCCGGACAGGGGGCGGGGCCACCGGAGCGCCUCCACGCCGGCGUCUCAGUGGAGGCAGGAGGAGGUGUCCAUCACCAGCGCCGCCGGCGGGGUGACCACCACCACCACCACCACCGUGAUCAAGGAGAUCAUCGUGGUGGUGAAGAAAUGCGAGGCGUGCGGCUCCACGGUUAGAGAGCAUCCAGCCGGGGCCUCGGACACUCUGUGGCCUCCGCCGCCGUCGCCGCCGCCGCCGCCGCCAGAACCAGAACCAGAACCACAACAGAGCCCCGUCGUCCCAGCUGAGGAACCGCGGGGCAAAGGGGUCUCUCGGGCGGGGCCCCCGGGCAAACAGGAAGCCAGCGCCCGUCCCAAGCAGCCGCUGACGGUCACCUUCGCCGGGGCGUUCAUUUUGGGGGAGAACAAGGAGGGCGACGGCGGCUGGAGCAGCUCGGGCUUCGGCAAGCUGAGGAGGCGGAGCCUCAAGGGCCAGAGCCGCCUGGAGGCCGGCAACGGCCCCUACGGCGCCUCGUGGGUGCACCGACGCAACUCCAACCCCAGGAACCGGACCCUGGCGCGCAGGGCGGUGUCCUUCGCGCCCGGGAGCCCCGUGGAUCUGGAGCUCCGUGUCUGCGAGGCACCCGGGGGCCCCGGCGAGCCACAGGGGCCCCCCUUGCCCAUCAAGUCUGCGCUGAAGUCGAGCUCGAAGAACCGCGGCCUGGCCGCAGCGCAGUCCCAGGGGGCAGCGAGUCAGGCGGGGGCCGAGGGCUGCGGCCCCCAGAGCGCAGACCCCCUGGAGACGGCGGAGGCCAGGAGGGAGGGCCCUCCGCCGCAGGGGGGCCCCGGCGCAGGGAGCCUGGUGCCCUGCAUAAGACCCUCCAGCCUUAAGUACUCCUCAGCCAGGAUCGGCCCCGACCUGCCGCCUGCUGACCUCUGGGACGUUACUCCGGAUGGUCCAGGUAUGUCCCAGGGCGGAGACCCCGGGUGCGAGGGCCGUCCCAGCCCCCGUUGCAUGGCCCUAUCGCGGGCAGAGGACCUCCGGGCGGAGCUGCUGAGGGCGGAGCAUCUGAAGGCCGAGGCCCAAUGGGAUGCGUUCGUGGACACGCCGUCGCCACGCAAAGUGGCGGCGGAGCGAGACGGCCGGUCCAAGCUGUCCCUGCGGCGCUUCUUCUCCUCCAUCGGGCUGAACAGCGUGGGCAAGCUGGUGAAGGGCCGGCGCUCCAGCAGCAUGGAGCAGCUCAGCCUGCCGGCGGACCCCCGCGGGGCCCCAGGCUCCCCCUCCCCAAGCCCCACGCGCCGACUCCCGGCCCCCGGCCGCCUCCAAAGGACCCCCUCGCUGCAGAGCCUGCACUCCACGGUGUUGCCAUUGGCCCAGCUGCGUAAGGCCUCCUCCGUGCAGAGUCUCGAGAAAAGAACUGAACGGUCGACUACACUGGCAGAAGUGCAGAUACCAUACGGCCUGGCACCCAGUCCUGCGAGCCCGCAGGUGGAGCUGCGUCGGGGUCUGAGCGUGGAGGAGGUGCCGGUCACCUCCAGGACGGUGCGUCCCGUCGGUAAGGUGGCCCAGGCCUCCCCCGACGGGACCCUCCUGCUGGAGCUUACCAGACCCCCCAACGAGCCCUUCGGCUUCCUCAUCUCCAGAGGCAAGGGCAGAGCAAACACAGGCGUGUACAUCGAGAAGGUGGGCAGCAGCGUGGCGGGCGUGGACGGGCCCUACGCAGGGCUCCUGGGCGUGGGCGACGAGAUCCUGCAGGUGAACGGCGAGCCGGUGGCGGGGCUGACCCUGGACCAGGUGACCCGCCUCAUGACCCGCGGCGAGAGCACCGCCUGCCUGCGCGUCAUGCCCUGCCGCCGCGGCGGCCCGCCCCUCAAACCCAAGCCCACCGCGGGACACGCCCCGUAGGGCGGGAAGGGGGAGGACCACAGCGCCGGGCGCUCGCAGCGUCACCGGCCGGUGACGUUAUGAGGGGUGACAGGGGCGGGGAAGGGUCCACAGGGGGGGUAGGGGGGGGGGGACAAGAGGCUGGGGUGGCACACGCCUCGCACCCCCCUCCCCCCGGUGCGCCCCCCUUCUAACGGUGGUCGUUGAUUGGAUCUUAACCCGUCAAUCAGAGUCCAGGCGCAGGAACCGUUGAAUCUUGGAUAAUGAACCCGCUGCGGCGAACGGAUUGGACUAUUGCACGAUACAAUAACAGAAGCGCUGUAGCGCAGGAAAACCAAUACAGUUGUUUGGAUAGGUUUUCCACACUGCUCUACAGAGCUACAGUGUUGUGGUCGGGACCCCCCUCCCUCCCUGUGUUAUUGUGGGCCACUCCUGGACCCCUAUUAAAACAAGUCUGGACAGGCCUCUGUCCAUGAGUCAGUGUGGUUUAUUUAGAUUCUAUGGGUUUUAUUAUAAUAGAGUGGGAUUCUAACGUUUGUCACAGAAGCCAUGGAAAGUUUGCAACUGAGUGACUUCUCAACUGAGUGCCCUUUCUCUGUGGGAAAAUUAAAAUGGGUUUAAUUGCAAUAUUUAGCAUUGAAAUCAAUGAAAAGCCAUCCUUAGUCAUUAUAACAGUUAUUUUAGUAGACACAUACAGUGCAUUGAGAUAAGGUACUGUUUAGGCCUCUUGCUCAAUGAUGUCCACUACAGGCAGGCUGUGUACGAUGGGGAUCAGAAGCAAAAUCUUUUGGCCCACCUCACCACUACACCAAGCCCCUCUCAACGAUGUGACAGGAAGCAGGACCUGUGAAAAGAGAAUGAAAGUCUAACAUGACUUUUGUGUGCGUGUUACAUCCACUGAUACAGGAUAAUCCAAAGUCUAUGUUGCAAUACGCAAUGUUGGACGUUUGCAAAUUCAGCUUCCAUAAUGGUUCGAUCCAUAUGAUAAUUUUUAUAUGUUUAAUAAUGUUCUGAUGCACAAUCCAGAAAAUAUGCUAUGUAUUGGAACUUACAGCACCCAUCUGUUUGUGUACUUUUGUUGUUGCAAUCACGUGGUUACAAUGCACAAUUACAUUGUUGUUCAUAAUAAAUAAUUGUUUAAGCAAA